Apis laboriosa (Himalayan honeybee) is the source of this 1345-nucleotide messenger RNA. RefSeq names its product SRR1-like protein. The record is from RefSeq and is a predicted model, not a curated record. The transcript is spliced from 4 exons. Gene Ontology annotation, biological process: microtubule-based process. Gene Ontology annotation, cellular component: cytoplasm; nucleus. The coding region runs from base 343 to 1200 and encodes 285 amino acids. Lineage: Eukaryota; Metazoa; Arthropoda; Insecta; Hymenoptera; Apidae.
UUGCAAUGUAUUAGUUAUUAAAAAUUAAUAAAAUUUGCUAUUUUUUUUAGUUUAACGAUAUAGUAACGCCAUCUAUAGAAGACAAGUAAAAUAUAGGGCCAUCUAUUAGAGAAAAUCUUGAAACUUAAUUUUUUUCCAAUUUAUUAUUUUUAAUUAUUCUAGUAUAACAUUUCAUUCUAAAUUUAUUCUUACUUACCUUAUAUUACUAAUCUUUGUUAUAUUUUGAAAUAUUUUUUAUAAUAAUUCUUUUAUAUAAUUACAAAAGCGUGAUUGAACCAUAGGCUAUAUGAAUUAUAAUGAAGGGUAUAUGAAUCUUUUAGUUAAAUAGAAUACAUAUAUAAAAUGCGAGACAGUGAAGAAUUUAAACUCGUAACUAAUCGAAAGAAACGUACACCUAAAAUUCGAACUAUAUGUCAUUCAAGUACAUUUUUAUCUACUAACAAUGACAAUGAUGGCGAUCACAACAUUAAUUACGAAACAGUUUUUGGAAAAUUGCUAAAGGCCGAAAUUGAGCUGAAAAAUUCAUCAUUUGCUGAUAAUGUUUUUCAUUAUUUGAAAGAUUCAUUAAACGCUUUAGAUGGCAGUGAUAUUUCUGAUAUAGUGUGCUAUGGUUUGGGUCAUUUUUUUAGUCGCAGAUCUUCUAAAUAUCAAUUAGCACUACUUUUGUUUUUGAAAAAACAUUUUAAUCCUCAAGUUUAUGUAUAUGAUCCGAUUUUUUCUUCCAAAGAAAUUGAGUUUCUAAAAAAACUUGAUUUCAAUGUUAUAAAAAUUAAUGAAGAAGGCAAACGCAUUAUAUGUGAUAAUAUUACUUUAGUGUAUAUGCCACAUUGUUCAAUACAUUUAAUUAAUAAUUUUCUUUAUGCUAAUUGGUGUAAAAAGUUAAAUAAAUGCAUUCUUUUAACAAAUAGCUUUUCAAUUGUGGCAGAUAAUUUUAGAAAAACAAAUAAAUCUAGUUCUAUUGAUUAUAUCUUGCGUAUACAACCAUAUGUAACAGAAAUUGUUUUACAAAAUAAUUUUAUAUAUGAAGAAGUAUUUAAUGAUUUAAAUAUUCAUAUAUUUCUUGAACAGAAUAUUAGUAAAAUUCCUCAAAGUUUUUGGAACAAACAAGAAAAACCUUGCUAUCAAGAUAUUGAAAUUGAUUAUUUAACUGCUAAACAAACUGAAGAAAUAGAUACUAAGAAUUUAUUAGAAGAAAGAUGAAACCAAACGCAAAAUUGCUUCGUUCGCUCAUACAAGAAAUUCGACGAACGUCAUCUGAACAAAAAGCAAAAAAUAAUAUUAUGAUACAGUAUAUUUUGGAACAAGCAAAAUCUCAUCAAGAAACUUCUGAAGUCUUGUGCAAAGC